GUUAAAAACCUAACAGAAGAGAUGGCAGUUUUGGAUGAAAAUAUUGUAAAGUUAACUAAGGAGAAGAAAGCCCUCCAAGAGGCUCAUCAACAAGCUCUAGAUGACUUACAGGCAGAGGAGGACAAAGUCAACACACUCACUAAAGCCAAAAUCAAACUGGAACAGCAAGUGGACGAUUUGGAAGGCUCUUUGGAACAGGAGAAGAAAAUCCGCAUGGAUCUGGAAAGAGCCAAGAGGAAGUUAGAAGGGGACUUGAAACUUGCCCAGGAAUCCAUAAUGGAUCUAGAAAAUGAUAAACAACAACUGGAUGAAAAGCUGAAGAAGAAGGACUUUGAGUAUAGCCAGCUGCAAAGCAAAAUUGAAGAUGAACAAAAUUUGGCCAUCCAGCUACAAAAGAAGAUCAAAGAACUGCAGGCAUGA
Gekko japonicus is the source of this 420-nucleotide messenger RNA. RefSeq names its product myosin-6-like. Lineage: Eukaryota; Metazoa; Chordata; Lepidosauria; Squamata; Gekkonidae. The transcript is spliced from 3 exons. The annotation marks the transcript as partial. The record is from RefSeq and is a predicted model, not a curated record. Gene Ontology annotation, cellular component: myosin complex.